AUGGAACCAAUGCCCAACAUUGUAACGGGAAAGAUGUUGAACUCAACAGCGAGAAACGCCACCAAAAUCGUCUUGCCACCGAAUUACGUCCAACUGCUUAACGAGAAGAUGGUGUGGGUUAUGAUUGUUCCUAUCAUUUAUGUGGCUGUGAUGAUGGUUAUUGGAUUGAUAGGCAAUAUCCUGGUGGUUUAUGUGUAUGGAUUCCGGUGGCAAAGAACUCCAAUCAAAUGUUUUAUCACAACGUUAGCUGUAUUCGAUCUCAUCAACUGUACUAUCACCAUGCCAACUGAGAUCGCCAUUUUGGUGAACUUCUUCUCCUUUGACGCACACAUCUUCUGCAAGAUCUCUCGGUUCUCGACAUUUUGGAUGAACAAUAGUAGCGUGGUGUUGCUGUUCGCCAUUGCCAUCGACCGUUUCAUUAAGAUCUGCAUGCCGAACAAGAAGUCCUUUGAUUAUCACAAAGCGAAGGUUACCUGCACUGUAUCGACUAUCAUUGGGAUUGUGGUGUCAUGGCCGGCGCUGGUUGUAUACGGAAACAAGACCUUCCCCUUACCACCUAAUGGACAGUUUAUGGCAACCCAGUGCAGCGUUGCGGAUGGGCUGGAAAAGACGACGUUUCCGAUUGGAUUUUAUGUCUACCUGUGGGUGGCAUUUCUCGCCAUUGCCCUUGUGAUGAUCAUCUUGUACGCACUCAUCGGUGCCAAAAUAUGGAUGCAGAAAUCCAAGGGAGAUAAGCGGAAGAACUCCUUGAAAGCAUCGUUAAGAAGCACUGGAUCGAAUUCACAAGCAAACGACAAGGAAAUAUCAGUCAUCUCAGUUAAGAAGCUGGCUGAUGUUGAAAAGACCAACUCGAUGGAGCUGAGCGAUGAUGCAUUCGACGACAAUGCUACCAGUUCCUCUGACGAGCAAAAGAAAGUGCAGGUUCAAACGCCUGUAAAGAUGCCAGAGAAGAAAGAACCACGAACGUCUACGUCCAAAUCACCUCUGAAGUCCUUGUCCACAUUCUCAAGAAGUAUAAGCAUCAGCAAAUCUGGCCUUCAGGCUGGAAAGGCGACGAUGAUGUUAUUCGUCAUCACCAUGGUCUAUAUCCUCAGCUUUCUACCUUUCCUCAUUGUCUCCAUUUUACUCACUACCAGAGGACCAAUGUGGUAUAUCGCUAUGUCUCCCAAUUCCCAGAUGCUGGUUCAGCUGUUUAUGAGGUCCUAUCUGAUAAGCAAUACUGGUAAUGCCAUCGUUUACGGGUUUGGUAACCAGAAAUUCCGCGGCGAGUGCCGUAAAGCCUUUAAGAGGAUGUGUAGACGCAACAUUCGUUAGAAGAGGAGCUAUGACAUAUCAGAACAAUAUUUAUAGUGCUUCAUUUUAUUAAGAUUGCCAGCGGAUAGAGAUAGACUUAAGCUAACUGUAUAACUCUGCAGCGGUCUUGGAUGUAAAGGAGGAGACGCAAUCGCUGUUUUGAUAGAAGUAUGCAGUUAUUGGGGCACCCAAGGCGACCUGGAAACUUAGAUGAAUGCUCGACCACACGUCUUCAAGUAUACUUUACAGGACUAUUGUAAAUGAUAGAAAGGAGGGAGGGUGGGGGGCACUACAUAUAAGACUUCGUUUCAUGUUAUACAUUGUAUUUAUAUACAUUCAUUAUUAAACAAAGAAAUAUAACAAUAGUAGUUCGUGAUAGCGGAUUUCUAUCAAAUGGAUAAGACAAAGGGAAAGAUAACUCACUAAGGAAGGAGGUUAUUGGUUUAUGUACAAUAAAAUUCAAGAGAACAGUUGACUUUUUGUCUGUCUUUUGAGGUUAAAAUUACAAUUUCGUAAAGCCCACAAUUUUGACCCCAAGAGCAUGUGUAUUUGGUCCCUGAUGCUUUAGAUUGUUGGUCAUCCGAAAUAUGUCCAAAGCAUUGCAUACACACCCCUUUAUGGACCUCAAGCAUGAAAUCCCUACUGCCCUACAGUUAAAACAAAAAAACUAAAAACGAGCACUAUCUAACGCUUGAUCCGUUCAUAGUUCUUACGUGUCAUUCUUACGGUUCAUGCUUACACAUUGUUCCGACCAUCUUGCGUCUGAAGCGUUUAUAUGAAUCUGAAUAAUCCACGAAACGAAAAUGACAAAACUGUUUUAAUCAGAUUUGAUUACGCUUCGCUCUCGGUGUGCGCUCGUAUGGUCACUUUUCCACUCGGAGUCGUACCCGUAAGAUAUUUCUGAGAUUGUCCGUCCUUAGAACCACAGUAGAUCUUCUUGAAAAUCUUGUAGCAUUCUUCCUUAAAUUGUCCGUUUGAAAAACCGUAAAUGUAAGGAUUAACAGCACUGCUGAUCAUAAACGACUUGAGCGCAAGAUGGAAAAACACUUCACCUGCGUCUGACAAGUCCGUGAACAACUCCGGCAAGAUGGAUCGACAAAUAGAUACAAUUAUGUAAGGUAGACAACUCACAAUAAAAGUUAAGGUCAUGAAAAACACUAUACAUGUCGUACGUUUGCGGCUGUACAGUCUCUUGCGUUUCAUUGUAUGCGGACAAGCGUCAAUAGCUACUGACGGACGAGGCAUCUUUCCAUUUUGAAUGUUUGUUGCUAAGUUUUCUACGAUUUUUGCGUGCGAGUUGAUAUCCGAGCUGUAAUUAUCUGCUAUUGCUGGUGCUCGCUCCUUUGUCCGUAGAUCCGUGAGAAGCUUGCGUCUCCUCCAAAUCUUGGUUGCGAUCAGUGAAUAUAAAACACAUAAACACAUACAUGUGGCAAAGUACAACAAGAAUAAGAACACAUAAAACGCAAAAGGGUAGAAUGUUUGAGAAAGUUCGUCUCCAGUCGAGCAUUCCACGCCUGUUAUUGUAGGUGAGAGUUCUGUGGAUUUGCUGCCGAAUACUAACACAGCAGGCCACGAACACACACCACCGAUGAGCACAACAGCCACGCACGCACGGCGCG
Messenger RNA from Lottia gigantea (owl limpet), 2912 nucleotides. RefSeq lists its product as hypothetical. Gene Ontology annotation, biological process: G protein-coupled receptor signaling pathway. Lineage: Eukaryota; Metazoa; Mollusca; Gastropoda; Lottiidae. Gene Ontology annotation, cellular component: membrane. Gene Ontology annotation, molecular function: G protein-coupled receptor activity. The transcript has 2 exons. Bases 1 to 1314 code for a protein of 437 amino acids. The record is from RefSeq and is a predicted model, not a curated record.